This is a messenger RNA of Hansenula ciferrii, 354 nucleotides long. RefSeq names its product 40S ribosomal protein uS10 (gene RPS20). The record is from RefSeq and is a predicted model, not a curated record. Gene Ontology annotation, molecular function: structural constituent of ribosome; RNA binding. Bases 1 to 354 code for a protein of 117 amino acids. The transcript has a single exon. Lineage: Eukaryota; Fungi; Ascomycota; Saccharomycetes; Phaffomycetales; Wickerhamomycetaceae. Gene Ontology annotation, biological process: translation. Gene Ontology annotation, cellular component: cytosolic small ribosomal subunit; ribosome.
AUGGCUGACGUUCAAAAAGACAAAGUUACCGAACAACAACCUCAAAUCCACAAAAUUAGAAUUACUUUAGUUUCUACUAAAGUUAAACAAUUGGAAAAAGUUUCUGCUAACAUUAUCAGAAAUGCUGAAACUUUCAACUUAGUUAAAAAAGGUCCAGUUAGAAUCCCAACUAAAGUUUUAAAAGUUACCACUAGAAAAACUCCAAAUGGUGAAGGUUCUAAAACCUGGGAUACUUAUGAAUUAAGAAUCCACAAACGUGUUAUCGAUUUACAAGCUCCAGCUGCUGUUGUUAAAAAGAUCACUCAAAUCACCAUCGAACCAGGUGUUGAUGUCGAAGUCACUGUUGCUGCUUAA